Molecule: messenger RNA, 1638 nt
Organism: Diaporthe amygdali
Lineage: Eukaryota; Fungi; Ascomycota; Sordariomycetes; Diaporthales; Diaporthaceae
Exons: 3
Coding region: 1-1638 (545 amino acids)
Biological process (GO): amino acid transmembrane transport
Cellular component (GO): membrane
Molecular function (GO): L-amino acid transmembrane transporter activity
Source: RefSeq, a predicted model, not a curated record
AUGGCGACUUCAUCUCACUCCAAGUCUAACAUCUCCAAGGACGGGGAUGUCCACCAAAUCGUUGGUGGCGAUGAGUUGGAAGUUGGCCGGAUAGUCGAUGCGCGUGAGGCGAAACGACAAAUCGGCAUACCGACUGCGAUCUUCCUGAUCGUAAACCGCAUCAUCGGCACCGGAAUAUUCGCCACGCCGAGUACGAUUCUGGGUCUCUCCGGCAGUGUUGGCCUCUCGUUAUUCAUGUGGGUCGCUGGCAUGCUGAUUGCCCUGGCUGGAACCGCGGUGUUUAUGGAAUUCGGUACGGCUAUUCCCAAGAACGGCGGCGAGAAGAACUACUUGGAAUACGUCUGGCGGAAGCCUAAGUUCCUGACCACGGGACUCUACACGGGCUAUGUUAUACUCUUGGGCUGGGCUAGUGGCAACUCGGUCGUAUUCGGCGAAUACAUUCUACAUGCUGCCAACGUCGAGGUCGACCGGUGGAACCAGCGCGGCAUUGGUCUGGCUUGCGUGACGUUCGCCUUCCUAAUCCACGGCCUGGCCUUGAAGUGGGGUCUGCGACUCCAGAACUUUCUCGGAAGCAUUAAGAUCAUCAUCAUCCUGAUCAUGGUCUUCGCCGGCUGGGCCGCUCUCGCUGGCCGCGUUAAGCUCGACACGAAACCCGACAACUUCUCGAACGCCUUUGAGGGAACGACAGGGAGCGCCUACGGCGUCGUCACGGCGCUGUACAACGUCAUCUGGAGUUAUGUCGGCUACAGCAACGCCAACUAUGCCCUCAGCGAGACCAAGAACCCCGUCCGGACGCUUAAAAUCGCAGCUCCUCUCGCCGUCGGCGUUAUUGGUGUCUUGUACAUGCUGGUCAACAUUUCUUACUUCGCCGCUGUGCCCAAGGAGGAAAUGCUCGCUGCUAAGCGACUGGUCGCCGCGUCUCUCUUCCGCAACGUGAUGGGCCCGACCGCCGAGCGAGCUCUUUCUGUCUUUGUUGCGCUGUCCGCUCUGGGCAACGUUCUAAGUGUGAUCUUCUCGCAAGGACGUCUGGUACAAGAGCUGGGUCGUGAGGGUAUCCUGCCGUUUUCGAAGUUCUGGGCCAGCAACCGACCCCUGAACGCUCCCUUCCCUGGCCUGAUGUGGCACUGGCUUAUCUGUGCUAUCACUAUACUGGCGCCGCCACCGGGUGAUGCAUACAAUUUCAUUCUAAAGCAAGUCCUCCUUCAACAAUCUCUGAUCUCCUAUCCCUUGGCCAUCGUCAACGCCUUCGUUGCAGCCGGCCUGGUGUGGCUCUACAUCAAGCGGGACGAAUGGAACUGGCACCCUCCCUUCAGCGCUACCCUGCCCGUCGUCGUAUUCUUCAUGCUCAGCAACAUCUAUCUCGUCAUCGCCCCAUUCGUGCCUCCAGAAGAGGGCCAGAACGUUUACGAGUCCCUGCCUUACUGGAUCCACUGCGUGGUCGGAUUUGGUGUCAUCUUCGCCGGGGGUGUCUAUUGGCUUAUAUGGGCCAAAAUUCUGCCCAAGAUCGGAAAGUACCAGCUCGUGCGGGAGACUGUUGUCGACGACAUUGAUGGAUGGGAUAGGGCUGUGUUCGUGAGGAAGCCGCUUGGCACGGUGGUCUCUGACGAAAGCGAUGUACCCCAUUAUGGGCCGUUGUAA